Molecule: messenger RNA, 5137 nt
Organism: Drosophila rhopaloa
Lineage: Eukaryota; Metazoa; Arthropoda; Insecta; Diptera; Drosophilidae
Product: box A-binding factor
Exons: 4
Coding region: 2082-4778 (898 amino acids)
Source: RefSeq, a predicted model, not a curated record
AUGCAGCUUUCACUCCAAGCUCCGUCUCAAUGCCAGCGAAAGCAACACGUGACGACACAGGACGAGUGAGUUGCACUCGGAUUUUGAGAUUUUCGAGGGCCAACAGGAGCCAAGGAUGUGUCCAACAUGUUGCUUCCCGAGCACAGGACACGAAAGCGAGCACGAACCUCCAGUCACGAAGCCUCAAAUGCGAAUCCUGCGUGCCGAGCCGAAGGACGAGAAUUGCCGAGCCGAACUGAUUGCUGGCCGAGCGAUUUUAGCCACGAACUGAUAAAGCCGCAGCUUCACUGCUGGUCUACAGGCUAGCCACUCGGUCAGUUGAACAUUUUCCAUGCUGUGAUCAAGUUGUCUUUUCCUCUGAGCGCCGAGCGCUGUGCACGCCUUGGACUUGGAACGUUUCGAAAUCGGGCUAAAGAAAUAUUCAAAAAAAAUAUUCAACAUAAUAUUCGCAAAAUCGAGAAAAGAAAAAUCAAAAAAUAUAUAUAAAUGUAGAAAAUAUAGAAACCCCAACUUAAGCUACCAAGUUUAGUGUAUAUUCUCAAGCAGCAAGAAAACAAACAAAAUAUACAAGACAUAAAAAAAUGUUGAAACGACGGACUGACUUACAUGCAUUUUAUUAGUAAAUAACAAAUACAACAAAAAAGAAAAAUUAAAAAAAAAACCGAAUAUCAAUUCAAUUGAAAACACCAACGGUAAAAACAGCAGAAAACAUUUUUGUAAAACAAAUUAUUAACACAAAAAAAAAGGUUUCGCCAGCAAAGAAAAGCAAACAAGAGCGUGGAAUGUUAAAAAUCGCCCAUAAAAUGCAUUAAAUAAAUAAACUAUGGUCAAAAGAAUUUAAUUAAAAAACAAAGGCAAACCAAAUGAGGCAAAAUAAUUAAAACAGUAAGCAAACACAGAGAACGGAAAGCAAAACAACAGCCAUAUUCGACCGCAAAAAUUGAAAAUAUUCUGUAAAUCGAGGAGACGGAUAGGAAAGAGAAAGGGCGUUGCGAAAAGAAAGAGAAGGAGACACGGUACUCGGAAAAAUGAAGUCGACGAAGGCAAACCCUAAGCCCGGAGUGGAUCCCAAAAUUUUGUGCUUUUGUAUUUGCCAAUUUUAAUGAGUGUAGCAAGCAAACCAAGCAAAAAAAAACAAAAACCAAAUCCAAAUCCAAAAAACAGAAACAGAAACCAAAAACUUUAGCAAACGACAACAACAAACACAACAACAACAGAGCAUUUUGUACAACAAACACAAGAACCAGCUAGCAGGUCCCAUCAUAAUCACCAUCAAGCCAAGACAACAACAACAACAACAACUACUCAUUUGAAUUGCAAUAAAUAAAACAACAAGAACAACAAGCACGUACACAAUGUGACAAUAAAACAGUGAGCGCAGUAGCAGCUAGAAAGCUAAAAAGGAAUUUAAUUGCACGCACUAGACGAGAAGUAGCCAUAAAUGAAGCAGAAACAAGAGCAAAAACAGCAAAGACAUCCAAAACACCAACAAAAACAGCAGAAACAGUGAUAAAGCCAAAAAAGACGCACAAGCAGAGAGAAAUCCGCAAAGCGGCCGCAGAAAUUAUACAAAAAAAAAAACAAAGCAAAACCAAACUUCCCCUGUCUUGUCGAAUGUCCUUGCACCUUUAAGCUCUAGCUGUGUGUGUGUGUGUACCUCCCGUUCACAUAUGUGUGUGUGUAUCCCCAGCCACCUCCACCCCCACUCACAAGCGUACCACGAUCGGUGUCCGUGUUUGUCGUGUAGCACCGCGUAGAGCAAUCCAGCACCACCAAACCAAUUAAAAUAUAAUAGAAAAGCACCCUCAGCAAUCACAAUAUCUUAACCACCUGCAAUACCUGCAACACUUGCAACAGCAAUCGCAAUCGCAAUAGUAAUCGACACGGCGGUGCAGCCACCUUAAGAGCCAGCUGAACCACCGAUCUCUGGGGCUGACAGGUCAGAGCGAAUAACCCUAGCCAACCCAUAGCCUCCUGGUAGCUCCCGAUAGCUCCCCCGAUUGAUCCACUCCACCUAACCACAUACCAGCACCACAAUUGCACAUUACUACCAUAGAUAUCCCCGGCAGUACUACUACCGCAUGGAGCGCGGCAGCAGCGGUGGUCAGCAGUCAUCGCAGCACCACCAGCAGCAGCAGCAGCAGCAAUCAUCAUCGCACCACCAGCAGCAGUCGUCGCACCAUCAGCAACAGUCGCACCACCAACAGCAGCGACACCACCAACAUGUGGUGGCCGUGCACAGCUUUGAUCCGUAUCUGACCGCCGGAGGGGCGGACGAGGAGCAUACGUCGGGCACCUCGUCCUUUGACAAUCCCGCCACCAAAAAGAAACCGCCCAAGCUGAAGCCCAUCCAUCGAUCCCUGUCCAUGGCCAUCGAUAAUUAUGCACCGUCUUCCGGAGAUCUCGACAUGGAUUUGGAUAUGGAAAUGGGCAUGGAGAUGGGCAUGGACAUGGACCUGGAUAUGGAGAUGGAUAUGGAGGGCGAGGGCAUUGUCAUCAGUGAGAAGCCGCUGAUCCACCGCUCGGCCUCGCCCCUGCCCCAUUCCCGAUCCGGCGCCCUACCCCCGCAGACCCUAGCAAUCCCAGCACAACAGCAACAGCAACAACAUAUUAUAUCCCAUCCUAGCCAGCGUGGCAUCGGUGGUGGUGGUGGCUCCGGCAGUGGUGCCGUUUCGCCAGCCCUAUCUGCCCGCCAGCAACACCAUCACCUCCUCCAACAACAACAACAACAACACCAUCAGCAACAACAACAACAACAACACCAGCAACACCAACAACAACAACAGCAACAUCAGUUGCAUUUGCACACUUUCCAGCAACUUGCUGCACAGGCAGCUGCUGCCCGGCAUCAAACAACCCACCAGCAGCAUUCACUAUCGCACCGCCAACAUCCGCAACAUACGCAACAUACGCAUCCACAUCAGCUUCAACAUCCGCAUCCGCAUCCGCAUCAGCAUGCGCACUCGAAGAGCUCACCAACCUCACACGCGGUUAGCCCGGUGCUGGGCCAGCAGCACCGCCAGCAGCCGGACAUUUACCUGGUCAGCAGCAGCAGCAGCCUGGGCGAUGGUGUCGGCGUGGGCAGCUUGGGUGUGGGCGGCAUGGGCUUGGGCGUGGCCAUGGGCAUGGGGCGAUCGUUGGGCGGGAGCACAUCGCCCAUUCAAUUUAUUGACAUGGACGAUAUGCCCAAUCCGACAAUUGCCCCCGCCCAACGACCAAUGCACACGCAUCCGCUGAAGAAGAACCUAUUCCGGCGAUCCGACACCAUUGACGUCCAUCCGUCUACCAAUUUUCAGAUGAAGAAAACGCAUUCCUUCCACGCGCAACAGGAUCCCGCCGCCCUGGACCAAAUACAGCUGGCCGUUGCAGCCGGUUCGGCGGCCUCAAGUCGACGCACCAGUUCGGUGAGGGGCAACUUCCUAAUGCCCGGUCCACCCGCGGGCGCCAAAGAAAUAUCCCGUUCGCCGUCGCCCAGCCGAAGGGGCUGUCGUUCGCAUCGAUCGUUCAAUGAUCCGGGUCGCAGGCCCAGCGUUAAGCCGGAUUCGGUGGUGGAGUCGCAGAUACGACAUCCAUCGCUAAACGAUGACCUGAUGGAGCCGAUGAACGGACGCAAUCUGUUUGCGGCACCCACCAAUCUGUCGCUGGAGAAUGAGCUGUUCGUGGAUACGCGUUCGCGCAGCAACAGUCACACCAAGAUGGAGGAGCUGGGCCUGGCGGAGAUCACCGCCGCUGCCGUGGCAGUGCAGCGAUUGCGCAAGAGCUCCGGAGCGGGAUCAUUUGAGGAUGCAGCCGCCGGCCAUAGUGCCACCCACCCGCCUUCAGCUGCGAAUAGCGUUAAGCAGAAGCGGGAAUCACACCACCCGCACACCCGCCAAGUGAGUACCCACAGCUUGGAGCUGGACGGACGUCCAUCGACCUCGGCGGCGGCAGCAGCAGCGGCCGCUGCAGCGGGCGGCCAUGGCCUGCAGCUUCACACAGCGGCGGCGGCGGCCAGUGCGGCGUACCACUUCAAGCGGGGCGCCCAGCUCGGUCGCUCGCUCUACCUGUCGCCCAGCAAUCUGGAGGAGCUGACCGUCCACCGGCCAGGUGUUCUAGCGGCGGCAGCCGCCUUCCAGGGCACCAAUGCCAGUGCCAGUGUCAAGCAGGCCAAGGCGCUGCACAGUGCCAGCGUACGGCUGCGCAGCUAUCGGGAGACUUUGAGCGCCUCCAAGAAGUCCAAGAGCUUUAUCGGGGACGCCAGUGUUGGCAGCGGUCCGCAGGCGGGCGACGACUUCGAGCUAAGCUCACCCCACCGACGCAACAGUCGCCCGCUAUCCACAGUUGUGCCUGGAUCCAGCAUCGAGGAGAUCAAGCGGAGUCCACGACCCAUUUCCGCAUCGGCGGCGGCGGCCGCCUUUCUGGAGGAGAAGCGGCCGAGCUUCGAGAGGAAAUCGUCACUGACGUACGACCACGAGUUGAGCGAUGCCGCCUUUGCGGCCCAGGUGCUGAGGCCAUUCCAUCACAAGUUGGCCGCCGGAAGGAAGGGCUCCGUGACCGGAGGCUCUCACAAACUGAAGAAGAAGUCGCUGAGCGAUGACACCGACGAGGAGGAGGCGGCGGAUCGCAAGCGCAAGCGGAUCGUCUGCAUUGUCCUAUCCACGGUCCUGCUGUGCCUGGUCUGCGCCAGCGUGUUCGUACUGACCAUCACGCUGACCUCCAGCUCUGGCCAGGGCGGAAAGAAGGCGCAUUCGUUCAGCAGGGACACUCCCGUCCACUGGACGGGCAUGCGGCCCUCAUGAACUCCAACGCAGAGGCUGUGCUUUGGGCAACUCACCUACCUGCCAGCUGGUUAUCCCCUGACUUUGGACUCGAUUUCGUUAACGUUUGCGUUUUCGCUUCCGCUUCGAUUUCGUGCUGUCGUUCCGCUCCACGUUUUGUUUCCUCUGUGUCUCCGGGUCUCUGGUUGCGCCGGGUUGCCCAACUGACGUUCACCGACUGAGGGAGAGGAGCAAAUAGAGGAGGAGGUGCAGCAGCAACUGUCGCAGAGUCUUGCGACAGGAAAACGAGCGGAGCUACCGCGAGAAUCUGGAGCGCACCUUGAUGAUGAAGAACCGCACCGAGCUGAAUCUGCAGCGCCACCAGAUGGAGAUGCAGAUGC